Sphenostylis stenocarpa is the source of this 684-nucleotide messenger RNA. The record is from the annotation of a GenBank genome assembly. Lineage: Eukaryota; Viridiplantae; Streptophyta; Magnoliopsida; Fabales; Fabaceae.
AUGGCAGUGAACUCAAUUCAUAUGUUUGGAAGAAAACACUGCAACAUUGUUAGAUUUCCCAGAGAAAUAGCAAGGACCAGAGCAACCCUUGAUGAUGUUGAAACCGACCAACUUUCCUCAACACCCAUUGUUGAGAAUGAGAAAGCCAAAAAGGACGUAGAGGAAAGUGUGAAAGUGUUAAAAGAUGCUGCCAAGACACGAACGGUUGCAGCAGAGGAGAUUCUUUCUGCACUUUCUAUCAUUGAGAAAGCAAAAAUUGAUCCUUCUGGGUUUUUUGAAACCCUUGGUGGAAAUAAAUCUCCUGGGAGGACCUGGAUGUUGAUUUUUACUGCUGAGAAAAAAUUAAAAGGUGGUCGAUAUUUUCCUCUCACAGCUGUUCAGAGAUUUGAUGCUUCUGCAAAGAGGAUCGAAAAUGGAGUAUAUCUUGGACCCAUUGGACAGUUAACAUUUGAAGGCAGACUUUCAUGGAAAAAGAGAAUUCUGGCUUUUGUUUUUGAGAACAUUCGAAUAAAAGUUGGACCCUUUCAACCUCUAGAGAUUAGUCUAGGGAAAAAGGAAGACAAGGAACCAAAUACCAAGGAUCCUUUCUUCAUCUGGUUUUAUGUUGAUGAGGAAAUUGCUGUUGCUCGUGGCCGGAGUGGAGGAACUGCAUUCUGGUGUCGCUGUGGUCGUGUCAAUAACUGA